Molecule: messenger RNA, 690 nt
Organism: Drosophila navojoa
Lineage: Eukaryota; Metazoa; Arthropoda; Insecta; Diptera; Drosophilidae
Product: membrane-associated progesterone receptor component 1
Cellular component (GO): endomembrane system; membrane; endoplasmic reticulum
Source: RefSeq, a predicted model, not a curated record
AAUAUAUGUACUUAAUUUGAGCAGCUCGCCAGACAUGUCUGAGAAGAAUGGACAGACAAAGUCGCUCGAAGCAAAAUUACCCUGGUACUAUAAUGUAUACAACACCAUCAAAGAUACGCCCAUCAAUUUGACGCUAUUGCUCGUCUCGGCGUUCGUUUUCUAUAAGGUAGUGAAUAUAUCACGUCAACGUCGCAAUUUGAAUCGUGUUCGUAAUUUCUUUGGCUACGGAACAGUCAACCAGAAAUCGCAGUUACCACCGCUACGACGUGACUUUACUGUUAAAGAGUUACUCAAAUAUAAUGGCACUCGUGAAGAUGGACGUAUUCUAGUCGCGGUCAAUUACAAUAUAUACGAUGUAUCGUGUGCUAAGCAGGUCUAUGGGCAGACUGGAGCUUAUCCCCAAUGGGCCGGAUGUGAUAUAUCGCGGAAUUUGAUCAACUUUACAGCGGAACGAAAUGAGAUUCAGGAAUUCGAUUAUAUGUGUGACCUAACUGCACAACAAAGAAGCACUUUAGUGGAAUGGGAUCAACAGUAUAGCGAAAAAUAUCCACUUGUUGGCCGUUUGGUGUCCGAUGAUGAAGACGAUGAAGACGAUCGACCCGUAGAUGGUGAACAUGAAGAAGACAGCAAGAAACAAAAUGACCAACAGUUGGGAGCAAUAUAAUGUGUAACUGAUAUUACAAAAAUUUU